Molecule: messenger RNA, 1440 nt
Organism: Bathycoccus prasinos
Lineage: Eukaryota; Viridiplantae; Chlorophyta; Mamiellophyceae; Mamiellales; Bathycoccaceae
Exons: 1
Coding region: 1-1440 (479 amino acids)
Biological process (GO): protein peptidyl-prolyl isomerization
Cellular component (GO): nucleus
Molecular function (GO): RNA binding; peptidyl-prolyl cis-trans isomerase activity
Source: RefSeq, a predicted model, not a curated record
AUGUCGGUGCUCGUGGAAACGUCCAAAGGCGAGCUCGUGAUCGACCUGUUCGCGACGGAAUCCCCGAUCGCUUCGAUGAACUUUCUCAAACUGUGCAAGUUGAAGCAGUACAACGACUGCAAAUUCUUCUCCGUGCAGAAAGAUUUCGCGGUGCAAACCGGGGAUCCGUCGAAUACCGGGGAAGGCGGGAAAUCGAUCUAUUCUUUUUUGUCGAGAGAUGAAACGGACGGGAAGGAGGAGAGCGAGCAUUUCGGACGGUUUUUUAAGGACGAGAUUCACGUGGAUAAGGAACAAAACGUUCGAUUAAAACACGACCACAUCGGGACGGUUUCCUGUGCGAAUUUCGGGAGAGAAGAUACCAACCAAUCGCAGUUUUUAAUCACCACUCGGGAUUGUGUUCCGGAUUUAGACGGGAAACACACGAUUUUCGGCAGAGUGAUGGAAGGAUUAGACGUUUUACAACGAAUAAACGAGGCGUAUUGCGACGAGAAUGGGAGACCGUGGCAAAAUAUUCGGAUUAAACGCACGACGGUUUUGGACGAUCCGUUCGAGGAUCCCGAAGGCAUGCCGAAAGCGCCGGAUGAAAGUCCAUUGGUGGACAGGUCGGUACCGGACGAUCGGUUGGAGGAUGAUUUCGACGCAGAGGCUGCGCAAGAGAUGGACGAGAUCGAGCUGGAGAAGAAGUCGAGAGAGCAAGAGGCGAGAUCCAGGGCGGUGGUUUUGGAGAUGAUUGGGGAUUUGCCGGACGUGGACGCGAAGCCGCCGGAUGAGAGUUUGUUCGUCUGUAAACUGAAUCCAGUGACCACGGACGAGGAUUUGGAGAUUAUUUUUAGUCGGUUCGGAAAGGUGACGAGUUGCGACGUGAUCAGAGAUCGACGAACUGGGGACUCCCUGUGUUACGCGUUUAUCAAUUUCGAAACGAAGGAGAUGUGCGAGGCGGCGUAUUUCAAGAUGGACAACGCGUUAAUCGACGAUAGACGAAUACACGUGGAUUUUAGUCAAAGCAUGCACGGUUUGUGGAAGAAUUUUAGAAAGUUUGGGAAGAAAGGAGGGACGGAGGACGACAUGGCGAACGCGGCGAACGCGAAGAGAGGCGGAGGAAGUUCGGAUUGGAAAUCGAACAACAAGACGUUGGAGGUGAAAGGCGGCGGGAGCGGUAGAGGCUAUCAAUAUCAAACUCAUCAUCAUCCCAACAAUAACAAUAAUAAUACUAAUAGAAAGUCGUACGACCACGUCGACCAUCAUAAUCGUCGCGGUAGAGACGACGACGAGGACGACGAUCGCGAGAGACGACGACGGAAAGAAAAGAAAAAAAGAGAUAGAUCCCGGAGUCGGUCGCGAGAUCGCAAAGAACGAAGAAAGGAGAAAGAUCACCAUAAACGACGGGAUCGAAGUCGCUCGAGAGAUAGGGAAAAUAGGAAGCAUAGCAGACGAUAUUAG